ACAGCGGAUGUUUCCCAGUCGCAGUCACUUCCGGGUUGCUAACGGUUGGCAAACCGAAACAUUUUUGACAAUGACGACGCUUAUAUAGCUGAAAUUAAAAACUCAAACAUGCGUAGUCUAGUUUUAAUGGUCGUUUUCGCUCCUUGCUGGAUAAACGGGGCAAUAAAACCAAGAAGCCACACGGAGGAAAAGGAAGAACGGAGCCCCGAGUUUAACGCCCUGAAUUCCAUCCUAUCCGACUAUGAAGUGCUGCCUUUGUCAGGCUUACAGCUGCACUCUGUGAGGAAGAGGGACGUCCACACCCAUUCCCACCUGGAGCGCCUGGUGAGCUUCAGAGCCCUGAACAGAGACUUCCAGCUGUAUCUGACCACAAACACAGACCUGUUUACAGAAAAGUUUAAGGCUGUGAUUGUCGACAAACAUGGAAAAGAGAAGAACUUGGACGUUCCACUUCAGAAUUUUUUUACUGGGCAUGUCGUUGGAGAGGAGAAUUCUCGUGUUCAGGCACACAUAGAUGGAGAGGAGUUUUCUGCUCACAUUCUGACAAAUGAAGACGAAUACAACAUCGAGCCUCUCUGGAGGUUUACAGAUUCUUCAAAUGACAACAGAUUGCUGUUUUAUCGCUCAGAAGACAUUAAGAACCUGAGCCGCAUCGCGUCUCCCAAGGUUUGUGGUUACGUCCAUGCAGAGGCCAAGGACCUCCUACCUCAGAGCAGCAGGCGAAGCUGGGGAGAUCAGGAUGAGUCAGACAUUGAAAAUGAACAUCAUCACAGAGAAAAAAGACAAGCCCGUGACCAUAAGAAGAACACCUGCCCGUUGCUGCUUGUGGCGGACUACCGCUUCUAUGAAAUGAUGGGGCGGGGACAAGAGAGCGUGACUCUUAACUACCUGAUUGAGCUGAUCGAUCGAGUGGACGACAUUUACAGGAAUACCACCUGGGAUGAAGAAUACAAAGGCUACGGAGUCCAGAUUCACCAGAUAAUCAUCAAUAAGGAGCCAACAAAGCUUCCAAGUGGCAGCUCAAGCAGUGGGUGGGUCCAUUACAACAUGAAGGGCAGUCCUGUUAAUGGAAAAGAUGUGUGGGAUGUGAAGCGGCUUUUGGAGCAAUUUAGCGCAGACAUAGCCGACAACGCCUCUUCUGUGUGUCUGGCGCAUCUGUUCACCUAUCAGGAUUUUGAUGAAGGCACCCUGGGAUUGGCGUACGUCGCCCCGUCCAGAGCUCAAGCUUUAGGAGGCCUCUGCUCCAGACCUUAUUACCCUUCUGCUUCAUCCAAGAAGCCCAGUUACCUCAACACUGGCCUGACCAGCACCAAGAACUAUGGCAAAACCAUCCUCACAAAGGAGGCAGAUUUAGUCACCACUCAUGAACUGGGUCAUAACUUCGGAGCUGAACACGACCCCGAUAACAUCCCGUACUGUGCUCCCAGUGACGGCGAGGGGGGGAAGUUUGUGAUGUACCCCAUUGCCGUGAGCGGAGACCACGUCAACAACAAGCGCUUCUCCAACUGCAGCAAGAUCUCAGUUGGGAAGACACUGCGCUCCAAGGCCCCCUCAUGCUUCAAAGUGAGGAACAGCAAAGUCUGUGGGAACUCCCGCGUGGAGGAAGGGGAGCAGUGCGAUCCCGGGCUGCUUCAUCUCAACGAUGACCCCUGCUGCACUUCUGACUGCCAGUUCAAACCCACCGCCAAAUGCAGUGACAUAAACAGUCCGUGCUGCAAGAACUGUCAGUUUAAGCAGCGAGGGGAGCGAUGCCAGGAGCCCAUCAAUGCCAACUGUAAGGGCAUUUCUUUCUGCACAGGAAGCAGCAGCGAGUGCCCUCCCCCUGAAAAUGCUCCAGACAACACGGUGUGUGUCGACAACGGUCGAUGUCUCAAAGGAGAUUGUCAACCGUUUUGCGAGGCCGUACAGGGCCUUCAGUCUUGUGCUUGCAAUGAGACAGACAACUCCUGCAAAGUGUGCUGCAAGACCAAAGAUGGCUCCUGCUCUCCUUUCAUCCAGUCGGAUGACAGCUUUCUUUACCUGCGGAAGGGCAAACCCUGUACUGUGGGCUUCUGCGAUGGAAGUGGGAAGUGCAUGAAACAAGUCCAAGACGUUAUUGAAAGGCUGUGGGAUUUCAUCGACAAGCUGGACAUAAACACGUUUGGAAAGUUCUUGGCCGAUAACAUAGUGGGUUCCGUCGUUGUGUUUUCCCUCAUCUUCUGGAUUCCUCUCAGUAUUCUUGUUCAUUGUGUGGACAAACGUCUGGACCAGCAGUAUGAGGAGAGCAAAAGGGUCCUUUUAUAUCCUCCAAGUCAGAUGGUGGAGGUUUGUGGUAGAGCUCCAGCCGCAGGGUCAAGAAACGGCGAGCAGCUUCGAGCCAAUUCUGCCUCGGCGCAUCGUCAAGUAUCCCAUGUCCUUCGCUGGUCGGACCGCGCAAUCCUCCCAACAAGUUCCACAGCUGAGCCCCGCCUGGGACCCCUCAUCAGCCAGCAGCAGUACCCAGGACCCCGGCCCGAGCUACGCCACCACCCCGGACUGCGCCGCAAUGAUGCGAAUGGCCACCAUCCAGGAGGACACCAGCGACUCCCACCUGGGAGAGGAGGGCGAUUUCACAAUCGCAGGAGCCUCCUCGUCGGCUACGAAGUCCUCCUUCGAGGAUCUGACAGGACAGAACCUGAAAACAAAGGAGCGGUGGCGCCUCCAGAGGCAGGAAUGCAUUAACACUAAAGAGACGGAUUGCUGAGAGAAAAACACAUUUCUAUUCCACCACAGAUGAGAUAGUUUGUGGCUCCGAUUUUAAUUUCCUUUUCUCAUUUUCUGGUGAUGAUUCAAAUACUGCACAUUAACCUCUUGCUUUACUUGUGCCUAUUUCCUUCAGCUCAAGACUUGAAAUAUCUAAGAUGUGUUUUUUUUUGGACAGAAAACCAAACAUUUUUUAAACAUUGUUUUUUUAAGGGUUGAUGCUGUUGGCUACAUAAGUCCAUGAAUACUUUCUUCUAUAGUUUCUGGAUCAUGUCACCCAAAUGUUAAGCAGAAAGUAUCUUGAGGUAAUCACUUUGUAACCCAUUUCCAUUACUGAUUUGUUUUAAGUGCCUCUUUUGCACAAUUUCCUGCUAUCUCACUAACUGCAUCAAAAUAAGCUUAUAGUAGGUCAAGAAAAUCCCAAUUUCAGGUCUGUAUCCAUGAGAAACAUCUGAAUAUUUGUGUGCAUCUCCUGUUGGUUUUAUAUUUGUAAAUGUUUCUUUGAGAUCUUCAUUAAAUACACUUUUCACAUUAAAAAAA
Messenger RNA from Oryzias melastigma (Indian medaka), 3261 nucleotides. RefSeq names its product ADAM metallopeptidase domain 17a (gene adam17a). Bases 109 to 2700 code for a protein of 863 amino acids. The transcript is spliced from 20 exons. Gene Ontology annotation, biological process: membrane protein ectodomain proteolysis; Notch signaling pathway. The record is from RefSeq and is a predicted model, not a curated record. Gene Ontology annotation, cellular component: plasma membrane. Gene Ontology annotation, molecular function: metalloendopeptidase activity. NCBI's taxonomy places the organism in Eukaryota, Metazoa, Chordata, Actinopteri, Beloniformes, Adrianichthyidae.